AUGGAGCAGAGGACCGAUGUGUGUGAGUGUGACUCAGAGCUCGGCUCCCCCGGCUGGAGGGAACCUCUGGACUGCGUCCGAGCCUCUGAACUGUGCAACCAGAACAGCCAGUGCAGCUCCCGGUACCGGAUCAUGCGCCAGUGCCUGUCUGGGGGGGACAAGGAGCGCAGCGCCAUGCUGGCCUCCAAGGAGUGCCAGGGAGCGCUGGAGGUGCUGCAGGACUCGCCGCUCUACGACUGUCGCUGCAAGAGAGGCAUGAAGAAAGAGCUGCAGUGUCUGCAGAACUACUGGAGCAUCCACAUGGGUCUGAGUGAGGGCGAAGAGUUUUAUGAAACGUCUCCCUACGAGCCGAUUCAUUUCUCUGAGGAAUUCCGACAUGCUUCCAUCAUCUCAGAUUCUUCUUUGUCGAGGAUGAACCCCUGCUCUGAAGCAGGGAAACGCUGUAACCCGUGUCUGGACGCAGCAAAGUCGUGUAACCUGAACGAGACAUGUAAACGCCUCCGAUCCGCCUACAACGCCAUCUGCAGCAAGGCCAUGCCCCCUCAGCCCUCCGUGGCCAAUCAGGAGCCCUGCAGCCGGAAAAGAUGUCAGAAGGCCCUGCGUCAGUUCUUCGAGCGGGUCUCCUGGGAGCUCAGCUACCCUCUGAUGUUCUGCUCCUGUCCGGAUCAAGCUUGUGCCGAGCGGCGCCGUCGGACCAUCGUGCCGUCCUGCUCUCACCAGGAGAGACACAAGCCCACCUGUCUGGAGCUCCGGAGCACCUGCACCUCCGACGCUCUGUGCAGGUCUCGGCUCGCUGACUUCCACAUGAACUGCCAGAUGACGUCUCACAGCGUCACCAGCUGUCCUCACGAUAACUAUCACGGCUGCCUGAUGUCCUACGUUGGCCUCAUCGGCUCUGACGUGACGCCCAACUACAGCGACAGCAGUCCGUCCAACAUCACCAUGAGCCUGUGGUGCACCUGCAGGGGAACGGCCAAUCAGGAGGGCCGGUGUGACGCCUUCCACCGGGACUUCACUCACAACACCUGCCUCAAAAACGCCAUCCAGUCGUUUGGUUACGGGGCAGAGGGAGGAACUCUUCUGGUGACCGAGCCAUCAUCUACCUUCUUCCCCCCCGCCCGGCCACCAAUCAUCUCUAAACCCGCCCCCUCUCUACACGGCGACGCCAUCAAACCCCUGGACAGCGCCUGUUUGUUCUCUACCUGUGCUAACCUGCAGGAUGGAGGUCCAGAGUGUGUCCCGUCUGAAGACUUUGAGUGUGAGGAGGCUGUGCCGGCUCAGGGGUCAGUUGACUCUACAGGACCAAAGAGCAGCAGCCGGCGAUCAGCUCCUCUUCUCCUCUCUGUGACUGUGUCCGUCCUGGUUCUACUUUCAUAAACAUGGACUCUCACACACACACACACUCACUCACUCUCUCUCACACACACUCACUCACUCACUCACUCACUCUCACACACACACACACACAUACAUGUCAAGACCCAGAGAGUCAUGUGACUCGUCCGCUACGAGGAAAUGUCAACCAGCAGACGUCCAAACAUCAACAACAGGCUUUGGAGGACGGAACGUGUUCUGGAGGACAUUCUCACAACCCACACACCCACCCACCCCCCCUCCACCCACACACACACACACACACACACACACACACAGAAAGAAACUGUAUUUUGUGAGAGAGAAGUAACAAAGGCUGAGAAACCGUCUUGAGGUUUUUGAUUGUGCAGCUCUGACUCUGACUCCAUCCAGUGUUUCUGGAUCUGAGACAGCUGGACUGAAAACACAGGAACACACUCACACACACACACACACACACACACACACACACACACUCGGACAACAAGUGUUCAAAUUCCAGAUUUCUAGUCUGGACAGAAGGGACGGAUCCUUCCACGGUGUUUGUCAGCUCCAUGUAUCCUCUGGACCUCUGAGGCAACAAAUCUAUACUUCAUACACACACACACACACACCCCUCCCCUUAGACCUCGUUAGCAGGUAAACAGGGUCCCCUCACAAACCAGUGGGCUUUAUCUUCAGUUUGUUGUUGACAUUCUGUACAAACUUCAUUUAAUGUGGAAUAUGAAAAAAAGUCCAUGCAAUGAGAUCUCAAUGCGACAGUGUGUAUUUCACAUAUAAGUGUGUAGUUAAGUGUGUGUGUGUGUGUGUGUGUGUGUGUGUGUGUGUGUGUGUGUGUGUGGGUGUGUGAAGAAAAGCUGGAAGGGUUCAAAUCUUAAAAGCAACUGAAAACCAAAGUGUGAAGUUGUUUCCCUACUGAACAGUUCAUGUUGACAUUGAAAUCUUUUACCUUUGGAAAGCAUUGUCAUUUGAUCUACGCUUUAAUAAAAGCCAUAGAAAGUAUCCAUGGAAGCAGAGAUUGAGACAUUGAGGCACAUUAGUAGUUUUAAAGACGUCUCGUGAGGGAGUCGGUGGUCGUGAGUCUGAAUGUUUGACCUCAUGGUGAAUCGUGUUUGUGUCUCACUUCAUUUUGUGCAGGUGAAGAGACGGAAACCUUUAAUGUAACUGAAUAAAGAUUCAAUUUAGAUGUAAUGAGCUGAAAUACAUUUGGUUUAGUGGUUCAUCAAUUAUCAGUCAUGGGGGGGGGGGCAGAUUAACCUGGUUAUAGUUGAACCUUUUCUCUCUAAAGUCAUAAUUUAACUCUAGUUACAGUCCUGACUUCAGUACAUUUCACACUUAGGUUUUCAUCGCUUUUAACAUUUAAAUAAUGAUGUUCUUUUUUUGCUGUGUGUGUGUGUGUGUGUGUGUGUGUACUUUACCUCCCGUCACUCUGUGGGGUAUCUCUUAUGUGUCACAGACCAGGAUGUGGACUAUGAGCGAAGGCCUUACUUUGCUGUUCUUUCUUAGAUACUUGAAAGAGAUGAUUAUUGAUUAUUGGCCUGCUAGCGGUCCAGAGAAGAUAUUACAAAGCCCAACACUUGAAACACUAAAAACUAGUCUGAGUAUUCAUGGUCCCCAGAGGAUUCUGUGGAUCCCCUGAGCGUCUCAUAACACCACCAUCAGGUCAACAGCCUGCUCAGUGAGACCCGAGCCGGCUGCUCCACACAUGUAAACGCAAAUACAAGUUAGAUUUAUAUGUUUGUUGAAAGAAUAUUUAAAUCCUGUCUGGUCUGACAACCUAACUGCAGGUUUGGUUAAUCAUGAGAUUGGAUUCAUUGACAUUUAAAGAACGUUUGCUAAAUUAAAACCAUAUAGAAAUUCUUUUUAAUUCAGAAUCGCUUCAUAAAUAACAGAAACAAGCUAUGUUCAGUAAAAUGUAAUAAAAACAAAGUGAGCAGUUGUUAAAGUAAUGAAGAAUAAAAAGGGCCCAACAAUGGAUCCCUGUGGGACACCACGAGUACCUCAAUUGGCAGCAGAUGGAUUUACAUUUAAAAGUCUUUCUGACUUCAUUCAUCAUCAUUUAAUGUGAGAACUCAAUAAGCUAAACUCCCUCAGGACAAACUUGACAUCUUAGACCUGAACUCAAAGCUAAACUAUCAUAUAUUCCUCUGAGCAUUGGAGGAUAGUGGGUCCACUAGCAGGACUUUAAGCUUUGUGAUCAUGUGGAGGGAAAAAGAAAUGAGGAAAAAACAUGAAAGUGAGAUUGUAUAUUUGCUGAUAUAUUUGUAAAAAUGUAACAGAGCUGCAGCAGUGUGACUGAAAUAUGUCUGGAGAUUUAAAUAAAAGUAACAUCUGUACGAACAGC
Molecule: messenger RNA, 3697 nt
Organism: Anarrhichthys ocellatus (wolf-eel)
Lineage: Eukaryota; Metazoa; Chordata; Actinopteri; Perciformes; Anarhichadidae
Product: GDNF family receptor alpha-2-like
Exons: 10
Coding region: 1-1377 (458 amino acids)
Biological process (GO): nervous system development
Cellular component (GO): external side of plasma membrane; signaling receptor complex
Molecular function (GO): signaling receptor activity
Source: RefSeq, a predicted model, not a curated record